Messenger RNA from Uloborus diversus, 758 nucleotides. Its product is annotated as 60S ribosomal protein L13a-like. The record is from RefSeq and is a predicted model, not a curated record. Gene Ontology annotation, cellular component: ribosome; cytosolic large ribosomal subunit. Gene Ontology annotation, molecular function: mRNA binding; structural constituent of ribosome. The transcript is spliced from 6 exons. Gene Ontology annotation, biological process: translation; negative regulation of translation. Lineage: Eukaryota; Metazoa; Arthropoda; Arachnida; Araneae; Uloboridae. Bases 81 to 698 code for a protein of 205 amino acids.
UUUUGGCAACACUUGAAACUUCAACUCGUGUAAAUUGCAAAAUUCGUCGGCGAGUUGGCCUCGCAAUUCAAGUUAUAACAAUGACUGGAUUUUCAGAAAAACCCAUCAUCAUUGAUGGUAGGGGUCAUCUCCUUGGAAGGUUAGCAGCUAUUACUGCAAAAACCCUGUUGAAUGGUCAAAGAGUUGUUGUUGUGAGAUGUGAAGGAAUCAACAUUUCAGGAAGCUUUUUCAGAAACAAAUUGAAAUAUUUGGCAUUCUUACGAAAAAGAUGUAACGUAAAUCCAGCCAGAGGUCCCUUUCACUUUCGUGCUCCUGGUAAAAUAUUUUUGAGAGUAGUAAGGGGCAUGUUGCCACACAAGACAAAGCGAGGUGAUACUGCUUUGGAGCGUCUAAAAGUGUAUGAAGGUAUUCCACCACCCUUCGAUAAGAAAAAGAGGAUGGUCGUUCCAUCAGCUCUAAGAGUUCUGAAGCUGCAUCCCAGGAGGAAGUAUUGUAGCCUGAGUCGCUUGGCUCAUGAAGUUGGGUGGAAGUAUCAAAAGGUGAUUGAAACCUUAGAAGUUAAAAGGAAAGCUAAAUCUGCUGCCUACUAUGGCAAAAAGAAAAGAGAUGAGAAACUGAAACAGAUUGCUAAAGAGAAAGUAGCCAAGAAGAUUGCGCCACACAUAAAGAUAUUGCAGUCAUAUGGAUAUAAUGUUUAAUAAAAACUGUUCAAUAAAAUAUGUACAAUAUUUGGAGUGUGGUUAAAGUGUUAAAUUUUU